Molecule: messenger RNA, 969 nt
Organism: Xenopus laevis (African clawed frog)
Lineage: Eukaryota; Metazoa; Chordata; Amphibia; Anura; Pipidae
Product: olfactory receptor 1019
Exons: 1
Coding region: 1-969 (322 amino acids)
Source: RefSeq, a predicted model, not a curated record
AUGGCUUUAGUAAAUCAAGGAAAUAUAUCAGAAUUCUUCAUCCAAGGAUUCUCAGAUAAUAUUGAGUUGCGGCUGUCUCUUUUCAUUGUGUUCCUCAGCAUCUAUCUUUUCAUUCUCCUUGGAAAUCUUAUUGUCAUUUUAGUGAUUUCUGUAAAUUCUCACUUACACACUCCCAUGUACUUAUUUUUGCUGAAUCUUUCAAUCAAUGAUAUCAGUUCCACUACAAAUAUUUUACCUAAUUUAUUACACAUCCUUUUCACACAACAAAAGAAUAUUACCUUUUUAGGGUGUAUGACUCAGCUAUAUAUUUUCAUGUUCUUGGUUAGUGAUGAAUACAUUUUGCUGGCUAUUAUGGCAUAUGAUCGCUAUGUUGCCAUUUGUGAUCCUCUUCAUUACAUUGAGCGGAUGACCCAGAAACACUGCACUCAGUUGAUAACUGCAUCAUUGGCUGUUAGUCUUUUGGAUCCUAUUCCACAUACUGUUUUUAUAUCUGAAUUAUCAUAUUGUUCUUCCCAUGUCAUUGACUAUAUCUUCUGUGAUGUUGUACCACUUCAAAAACUUUCAUGCAGUGACACCUUCAAUGUGGAGCUUUUAACUUAUAUUGAAGGGACACUGGUGGUUUUCAAUUGCUUUUUACUUACUUUGAUCUCUUACGUUUUUAUCAUCUUGGCAAUCCUGAAAAUAAAAUCUUCAAAGGGCAGAAAGAAAGCUUUCUCGACAUGUGCUUCACACUUAAUCUGUGUCAUAAUUUUUUAUGGGACUUUGAUUUCUUUGUAUGUGAGGCCCACAGCAAAUUAUUAUCCAAAAAGAGACAAGUUUUUUGCCCUGCUGUACAUUGUAUUGAUCCCAAUGCUGAAUCCUCUGAUUUACACUCUAAAGAAUAGAGAAUUUCAAUCUGCCUUUAAUAAACUAAGUACAAAUUACAGUUUUUUCCCAAAAGGGACUAUUAAAACACAAAUGAAAAUAUAA